CAGGAAUGUUAAUUUAAGCAGCAACACUGUAACUAGUUUCAAACCUGAGAAGGGAUAAACAUUGUGUUUAUUCUAUUCUUGAAUUUGCAUAUUAGUUGUGAAUCUUAUAGUGCUUCUAACUAAAAAUUCUUCCUCUAAUUCCUCUAGUUUAUUGUGCUCGUUAAGUGAAUAACAACUAUUCCUUGCGAUUAUACUGUGCGAACUUUAAAAUUUGUUCAAAUGAGCCUCGAAAUAAUUAACACUGUGGACAAACUAACGCUUUCAGAUCAAAUAGAACAAGAGAAAAUAAGCUUGCAGACAAACUGCAAACUAGAAGAAUCCAUCGACAUUUUAGAGGAUCAGCUAGCUUCAAUUGAAGAUGAAGAUAAUGAAUGGAAGACGAGAUAUUUAAUUCAGAAAGAGAUGAAUGACUACUACAAAAGGGCAUUCUUCUUCUGCGAUCAGCAAAUACCGAAGGCGAAAGCACUUCAACGAACAAUAAACCGUGCUGUUAGAAGGGGCUCAAAAUUAUCUAGCUACAUGGAUCUUGACGAAGAUUCGGUUCAAGAACUUGAGGAUUAUCGUACGUACAUAAUUAAAUUAUGUCGCGAGCUGGAAUCAAGGAUCGAUCAGGAGGGAAAGGCUUAUUACUGGGCUACAGAAAUUCGAAAACGCGCACUCAUUGAACUAAACUAUACAUAUAUACCAGCACCAGUAAGUAAGCAUCCUGUGGAGAAGAAAGAAGAUGAAAGUGAUAAACUAGUGAGGAAGACACAAAAUCGAACAUUUAAUUCUAAAUAUGGUCUGGGAAGUAAAACAAGUGGAGUGAAGAAACUGCCUCCAAUGCAUUUCUGACCGACAUCGCUGAAAACAUAUAAAACUGUGUAUGUUCGAUUAAGUAGAAGAAAUUAAAUAAAUCUUUAGCUUUUUAUUAAAC
Molecule: messenger RNA, 916 nt
Organism: Schistosoma mattheei
Lineage: Eukaryota; Metazoa; Platyhelminthes; Trematoda; Strigeidida; Schistosomatidae
Source: the annotation of a GenBank genome assembly